Messenger RNA from Hypanus sabinus (Atlantic stingray), 3480 nucleotides. It is a transcript of the gene fmo5, whose product is annotated as flavin containing dimethylaniline monoxygenase 5. Lineage: Eukaryota; Metazoa; Chordata; Chondrichthyes; Myliobatiformes; Dasyatidae. Gene Ontology annotation, molecular function: NADP binding; flavin adenine dinucleotide binding; N,N-dimethylaniline monooxygenase activity. The transcript has 9 exons. Bases 251 to 1843 code for a protein of 530 amino acids. The record is from RefSeq and is a predicted model, not a curated record.
GGGAAAGGACGGGGCGGGGUGGGGCGGAAUAAGGAAAAUGUAAGUCUGUUAUGGUUGUUCAGUCUACAGCGGUGUCCGAGUCACAUCAAUACUACAAUUGGGGGUUGCUCCAUGACAGCGGGAAGAUGUACAACUAAACACACACAGCGCUCUGGCACAGAUCGUACCCGACUGCAACUUUACGCACUGCGCCAGUGUUAUUGAGACUUGCUGGCAGCUGAGGUUGUGAACUGUAACUGAACGGGUGAAGAUGGCCAAGCGAGUCGCUAUCAUUGGGGCUGGAGCCAGUGGGCUAGCAUGUAUAAAAUGCUGUUUGGAUGAAGGCUUGGAGCCUGUAUGCUUUGAAAAAAGCAACGACAUUGGAGGGCUCUGGAACUUCCAGGAAGAGGUGACAGAUGGGAGACCUAGCAUCUACAAGUCACUGAUCAUCAAUACCUCCAAAGACAUGAUGGCCUACAGUGAUUUUCCAGUUCUUGAAGAUUAUCCAAACUAUAUGCAUCACUCAAAGAUUAUGGAGUAUUUCCGCCUUUAUGCUGCACAUUUCGAUCUGUUGAAGUACAUACGAUUUGCGACCAAUGUCUCCAGUAUUACACAGCGGACAGAUUUCUCUACCACUGGACAGUGGGAUGUAGUGACAAGCAACACUGAGGGAAAUUUGGAAACGACUACCUUUGAUGCUAUUUUGGUCUGUAUCGGUCAUCACGCUGACCCUCAUUUACCUCUGGAUACAUUUCCUGGUAUAGACAAGUUCAAGGGUCAAUACAUGCAUAGUAAAGAUUAUAAAAGUCCCCAAAAAUUCGAAGGGAAAAGAGUGGUAGUAGUUGGAAUUGGUAACUCUGGGGUCGACCUUUCAGUUGAAAUCAGUCAACAUGCGAAACAGGUGUUUCUGAGUACAAGAAGGGGUGCCUGGGUAUUGAAUCGUGUGGCUGAAAGCGGUUACCCUGCAGACUUGAUCUUUACCCGUCGCAUUAAUGGCCUAUUAAUUUCAUUUCUACCUGAGCUGCUAAUUCGGCGAUCCAUAAACAAACGAUUUGAUCAUGGAAAUUAUGGUUUGCAACCUAGCCACAGUGUUUUCAGCCAACAUCCAACAGUUAAUGACGAUUUGCCAAAUCGCAUUUUAUCUGGACGUGUUCUUGUGAAACCUAACAUGAAGCAGUUAACUGAAUCAGCAGCCAUCUUUGAAGAUGGCACCAUGGAAGAUAUUGAUGCUGUUAUUUUUGCAACAGGAUACAGUUUUGCUUUCCCAUUUCUGAAUGAGUCUGUCAUCAAAGUUAACAGAAACCAUGCUGUUCUUUAUAAGAAUGUCUUUCCACCUCAUCUGGAGCAGCCGACUCUAGCCAUCAUUGGCCUUGUCCAGCCAUUGGGAGCCAUUAUGCCAAUAUCUGAAAUGCAGGCUCGUUGGGCCACAAGGGUUUUUAAAGGGUUGGUGAAACUACCUUCUGUUAACAACAUGAUGGCAGACAUUUUGGAGAAGAAGGAAAAUAUGGCCAAAAGAUACGUCAGCUCCCAAAGGCACACCAUUCAAGUUGAUUUCAUACCCUACAUGGAUGAGAUAGCUGAGCUGAUCAGUGUAAAACCCAACAUCAAGCACCUCCUCCUCACUGAUCCACAGCUGGCAUUUCAAGUUUUCUUUGGCCCCUGCACACCUUUCCAGUUUCGAUUGAUGGGACCUGGAAAAUGGCCAAAAGCCCGGGAAACCAUCUUGACACAGUGGCACCGCACCAUCAAGCCCACUAAAACGCGUGUGGUUCCCAGUGGUCAGCAAAAUGCCUCUUGGCCAAUCCUGCUGAAAUUCUUGCCCAUACUGGUGGCACUCUGUGCUGCUUAUCUAUUUCUCUAUUAGUCAGAAGUCCAACGAGGAGUUCAGCUCGGUUUCUGUUGCCAAGCCAAAUAACAAUGGAGGUUGUUUCGCAUCCAAUCGUUUCAAAUGAACUGUAACUAAUUAUGUUCUUGAUUACACUCUGAAAGAGCUCGUGCCUUGAAUGAAACACACCUAGCGUACUAUUCGCAUUUUAACUGUUCAGACAACUCUAAUCUUGUAUUCUAAUAUUUAACAUUCAUUGAAUAAAUCCCUUCAGAGAUAGCCAGUUGUCUGAGGUGUCACGAGUGACUGAGGGAUCUGCACUCCAUUUGGAGUUUGCAAUUUGGAAAUGAACGAGGUGAACAAGCAUGUUGUGAUCUGAAUAUGCCAGAAGUAUUUGCACACUUUUUCACAGAAGUUGUACUUUAUCCCAGAAGUGGAAGUUUGGCUGUGUUGGUCAUACUCGACAACUGUUAAAUUUCAGAUCCCAGACCAAGGAUGGAGCAUGGUCCAUGGGUUCAUUUCACAUCCUGACCAACAUUUCUCCAUCAACUAAUGCCCAAUUAGGCAGUUUUAUCACAGACCUUUCUCUUGUAAUCUGGGAUUUUGCUGUGAUCUUACUGACAUAUAUGGAUCUCACUGAAAAGUACAGAACUUAAUUGUAUACUUUACUGAAAAAUGGUGUAAUAGUGUGCUGUGUGUAUUUCUGUGAAUUGUUAAACUAAUUCUAAAUGAUGUUCACCUAAUAAUAUUCAUAUUUACAAAUAUUUUAAAAACUAACUUAAUUUUUCAAAAAUUAGACUAAAUUGAAAGUUGAAGCAAAUGCAGUCUACAAUUGAGCUAUAACCAUAGUAAUUAGUACAUAAACAUUGCUGGCUUUCUAUUCUCAUACUUGACUCUGGGAAAAGUAUUUACAAACUUCUUCCCUGAGGUUGUACUUUAUCCCGGUAGCAGGAGUUAUCAGAUUGUAUCACAAGCUCUCAGCUUGGUUGAGUUUGCUGCACUCGCCAUCCUGAAGAACUCUUUCAGGGAGUGAUUCAAGAUGUAAAUGUUGACCCAGUAAAGUCCACAGAGGAAGACGAUUUCAGUAAACAAGGAUUGUGAUAGGGAGGUAUUAAUAAUUUGAAAAUACACAAAGAAUUGGAGCAUAACAAUAACUUGUAAAUGUACUUGUUAUAAGCACUAAGAUAUAGUCUAUAGUCUUUUAAGACCAUAAUAUAAGUGAGAUCAAAUCUUUUGCACUUCUUGUUCUGAUAUGUUUAUUUUUGUUUCCAAAUAUGAUCCUUUGCAAAUUAUAUCAAUUUUUAGUAUAAAUCAUUUAAUAUUAUUUAUUUGAGUAUUGUUAACAACUUCUUCUUGCCAAAUUGUUUAUGAUUGCAGGAAAUUCUCUUUCACUUACGUGCUCUGGAUUAUAAGGAUUAAAUGAGUUCUUUUUUGCUGAGUCUUCUUGAAAUAAACUGAUAACAAAACAAUAUAGUGCCUACGUGAUGAAUAUUCACUUCCCAGUACUCAAGAGGCUUAUUGCUAAACUCUGCUUUCUUGCACAGCUUUCUUUCUCUGCUUCAGACAAUUGUUCAUCUGUAAUUUGUUGGUGUUCUUCUAGUUUGACAGAAUUGUUCCUGUGUUUGAAAAUCCUUUGUAAUUUGUAAACCUCUAAUAAAUUAAAAAUCCUCUAUGAA